Molecule: messenger RNA, 2475 nt
Organism: Pseudo-nitzschia multistriata
Lineage: Eukaryota; Bacillariophyta; Bacillariophyceae; Bacillariales; Bacillariaceae
Source: the annotation of a GenBank genome assembly
GACAGGAACCAAAACCAAAGCCAAAACCAAAGCCAAAACCAAAUCACAGAACACAGGGCACUGACACUAGAACCACGGACGGCACGAAAGGAUGACGCCCCUCCGCUCCCUGGUGUCCAGGAUUGCCCGCGGAGCCGCCAUCGGACUGGGGGGGACGGUUGUCGCCGGGGGCACGGCAGUCACGGCGUACGCGUGCACCGAASGGGGCCUCGGGCUGCGCCGCGAGGUGCGGUUCUGGGGGGGCGUGGCUCCCAUCGUCGUCGACUACUGGUGGCACGCCUCCUCCUCGAGCCCGCUGGUGAGGUUCCGGAAGCGAUUCGGCUCAAGCGAGAAGAACGGCGAGAGCGGCGGAGGCGAAACCGACGGUACAGAGGAAGAGAGCGACAGCAGCAGCAGCAGCAGCAGCGACGAUGUUUUCGGAGACGAGGACGAGACCGGGACGAGAAGCACAACCUUUCGGAAACUCCACGAGCGCAACGCGCCGCGGAUCUACUCCAUCAUGAUCGAGCUCGGCGGCCUCUACAUCAAGCUCGGCCAGGUCCUUUCGGUGACCGCCCUGCCGGUUCCCAAACAGUACCGAGAGCUGUUUCGGACGCUCCAGUCGGGUGUCCCGGGCCACGAAGAAUUCGUGGGCGUCGUUCGGCCGACCCUGGAGGCCGARCUGGGACGGCCCCUCGAAGAGGUCUUCGAAUCCAUCGAGGAGAUACCCUGCGGAGCGGCAUCGAUCGGGCAGGCCCACAGGGCCAGACUGGUCCGGGGCGGCGGCGAAACCGGAAACGAAGACAGAGACGAAGACGAAGACAACGGCGGUUCCCGCGACGUCGUGAUCAAGGUCCAGUACCCGGACGCAAAGUGGCAGGUGCCGGCGGACGUCAAGUGCGUCGGGGAUUUCCUGGACCUGUGCGUCUACUUUGGGGUAGUGGACGAGUCCUCGGCCAAGCUGUCCUACGAAGAAUUCUCGAGGCAGUUCCUGGCGGAACUGGAUUACCGGAGGGAAGCGAGCAACCUCCGGGAAGUCUACGAGAGCAGCCUGGAUCCGGAGUCGCCGUACGCAAAACGAGGGGUGGAGGUCCCCAGGGCCUUCCCGGAGUUGUGCACGGGUCGCGUCAUCACCAUGUCCUAUCUGCCGGGCCCCAAGUUCGAGGAAGAAGCCCGAAGGCAGCUCGAGGCCCUCGGCAUCGAUACGAGCCGUGGGGUACAGUCUGUGGUACGGGGGGAAAGCACGGAGACGAACACGAACGCAAACGCAAACGCCAACUCGUAUGCCGGGACCGAUUCCAAGAAGUCCAGAAAGCCUUCUCUCCCCGGGUGGCUUUCCAACUCGUCGUCGGAGCCAACAAACUCGUGGGCCAUGAAAUUCGCCGAGCGGGUGGGGAUGUUUGUUGGGGUCGACAACAUYCUUUUGCUSGUUCGUCUCGCCCGAAGGGCCCUGCUUUGGUCGAGGGCCCUGGCGGUUCAGACCAUCCGAGCGGCAUCGAAGACCGCGCCGUCGGUGAUGCCUGUCUCCGAAUCCUGGUUGGAAUGGGCCAGGAACCACGAAAACGCAGCUUCGCAGGCAGAAAUGCUGAACUGGACGAGCGAUGCCAUAGAYGCGCUGUUCGAUGUGCACGGAUACCAGAUYUUCCACGAGGGCUUGUUCAAUGCCGAUGCCCACCCCGGAAACAUCCURGUGAUCCAGAGCGAGAGCGGMGAAACCAACAAGUCGAGGGCGAAACUCGGUUUGAUCGAUUACGGACAGUGCAAGCGCCUAGACCCCGAGGAACGCAAAAAGGUGGCGAGGCUGAUGCUCGGGGUCGCAAACGACGAAUCCGACGCCGAAAUCGCGGAUCUCUGCCGCGACAUUGGUUUCGUCACCAAGAACGAUUCGACCAGGUUCCUGUCGUCGUUUGCCCGGCUCAUGUUUGGCAAAUUCAGGAGCGAGUACCUGAAACGAGACUGGCACAAAGCUCUGCACGACGAAGACGAGAUCGUUUACUUUCCCAACGAGCUCAGCAUGGUGUACAGGGCGUCCCUGCUCUUGCGGGGCCUCGCCAUGUCCUUCCAGCUCAACGUUUCGGUGGGAGAAAAAUGGCGGGACCACGCCCAGGCGCUCCUGGAUCGRMACGAACCGCAGAGCCGCGUUGCCGGUGGUCGGGAAAACUAGUGCGGGAGCAAACGAAACGAACGRAUGCCAGAACYWUUGUGGGCACCGAUUCGCAACGACAAGCGUGCUUUGGAACCGAAGGAAAGGAAGAUUCUCCACCAACCAGCAGCAACCAAGGAGGAAAUCGGAUGCUAAGGUAGCAACGAGACGUUGCAUCUGUGCCGGUGCAACGCAUCCCUCUGCCUUUCUUACAGUGCGAAGCAGAAUGCAAACUGAUGGUCGCAUCAGAACUUAAUAAAAAACGGCGAGAAUGAUCUAUCCAUGUUCUCGCUGGAAAUCGUCGAAAAGAAACGAACCAAGCAUUGAAGUAAGCCACACUAUUAACUUGUCCA